Antechinus flavipes (yellow-footed antechinus) is the source of this 1972-nucleotide messenger RNA. RefSeq names its product sedoheptulokinase (gene SHPK). Lineage: Eukaryota; Metazoa; Chordata; Mammalia; Dasyuromorphia; Dasyuridae. Gene Ontology annotation, biological process: carbohydrate metabolic process; cellular response to lipopolysaccharide. The transcript has 8 exons. Gene Ontology annotation, cellular component: cytosol. Gene Ontology annotation, molecular function: sedoheptulokinase activity. The record is from RefSeq and is a predicted model, not a curated record. Bases 41 to 1486 code for a protein of 481 amino acids.
UGCGCCUGCGCUUGCGCGGGCUUAUCCGCCGUUUGGAACCAUGGCGGCUGCAGGUGGCGAUGCCCAAGCUGACUACGUGUUGGGCCUCGAUCUGGGCACUACGUCCGUGAAGGCGGUGCUGCUGGAGGCCGGUCCCCGUCGAGAGCCCCUGAUGCCCACGGCCAGCGCCAGCCAGGCCACACGAGCCGACGUGUUCCCGAGCGGGGAGGCCGGGUCCGAGGGCCGGGAGCAGGACGUGCACAGGAUCCUGUGGGCUCUGAACGAGUGUCUCGGGGCUCUGCCCGCGUGGCAGCUGCGGAGGGUCCGCUGCAUCGGCGUGUCGGGACAGAUGCACGGGGUCAUGUUUUGGAACGGCAGCCACGCUUGCACCUGGGAGCAGAGGGGCCCCCACGGCGUCUUUGAGCCGCAGCGCGUCAGCCACCUGGUCACCUGGCAGGACGGGCGCUGCUCCAGCAGCUUCCUGGCCUCCCUCCCGCGGCCCGAGUCCCACCUGAGCGUGGCCACGGGAUUCGGCUGCGCCACCAUCUACUGGCUGUCGCGCCACAGCCCCGAGUUCCUGGGGCCGUUCAGCGCGGCGGGCACCAUCCAGGACUACGUGGUGGCCAUGCUGUGCGGCCUGCAGAGACCCCUCAUGUCCGAGCACAACGCCGCCAGCUGGGGGUACUUCAGCACCGAGCGCCGGAGCUGGAACACCCGCAUUUUGGAGGAGUCCGGCUUUCCCACCCGCCUGCUCCCGGACGUGGCCGAGGCCGGCGCCAUCGCGGGGACAACUGCCCACGAGUGGUUUGGCAUCCCCCGGGGGACCAAGGUUGGCGUGGCCCUGGGGGACCUUCAGUGUUCCGUGUUCUCCUGCAUGUCUCAGAGCACAGACGCAGUCCUCAACGUCAGCACCUCCGUCCAGCUGGCGGCCUCCAUGCCGCCCGGGUUUAAGCCCGCGGAGCGUCCGGAGCCCUCGGACCCAGUGGCUUACUUCCCCUACUUUGGCCGGACCUACUUGGGCGUCGCCGCGUCCCUAAACGGCGGCAACGUGCUGGCCACCUUCGUCACCAUGCUGGCGCGCUGGAUGGCGGACCUGGGAGCGGACGUCGCGGAGGGCCAGAUCUAUGAGCAGAUGAUCCGGGCGGCCCUGACCCAGACGGACACCCAGCUCACCGUCAGCCCGACGCUCCUGGGGGAGAGACACCUGCCGGAUGCGCUGGCGUCCGUGAGCAGCAUCUCCCCCGCCGCCCUGUCCCUCGGGCACGUGAGCAGGGCGCUGUGCCGCGGCGUCGUCCGGAACGUCCACACCAUGCUCCCGUCGCAGCGGCUGCAGGAGUGGGGCGUCCGGAGGCUGGUGGGCAGCGGCAGCGCCCUGGCCAGGAACGAGGUGCUGCGGCAGGAGGUGGAGAGGGCCUUCCCCCUGCCCGUCUCGUACGGCCGGGACGUGGACGCCGCGGCCGGGGCCGCCCUGGCCAUGCUGCGGGAGAGCGCGGCGGGGGGCAGCUGACACCCCAGCUCCUCCCAGUCGUUCCUGACGACUGACCUGAUGAAAUCAACCAAAGAUCUGCAUCUUCGAAUAGCUCCAAUCUUCAUCUAAAUCAAUCGGGGGGCGGGCCGCCGGACAGGUUUCUCAAGGGCUCCCCGACCCCUGCUCCCCCCGACAUCUGACCCGCUGGAGGACGCCCAGAGUGAGGAAGAGCUGAAGCGAGGGGGGCCCGAAGAGGAGAUUUGGGGGGUCUGCUCAGGGUCAGCGAGAACUCGCCCUGGAGGAGAACGAGGAGGACCUGCUCCCCCUGGCUGAGAGGGGGCAGCUGCCAGCUGUUUGAAGUCCCUCACCCGCUGGCCCUUAUUGAACCACAUCUGAGCUGUGGGGACCAAUGUCUUGGGUGGGAAGCCCGGCCCUGGUUGGGGGGAAACCUGUUGUGGAAGCGGACUCAGGAUGAUUGUCAAGUGAUGUUUUGUGAUGAUUAAACGGGCGAGGCUCCGGACACUC